CUGAACGAACCGCUGAAAAGAUCCGGGAUUUCCAGCAGUACCUGGCAGACACGCGGAUAAUCUCUGGUGAAAAGGAAGGAACUUUAAGCAGUUUCACAUUAAACAGAAUAGGAGAGCGCAGAAAACCGGCAGCAUCGUUUAUCUGAAGCGAAUCCAAAAAAGCGAGUCUUCGGAGGGUGUGAAUUAAACAUGGACACGGGCGAGACUACCGCAUACGGAGCGUCCUUAGCCGGCGGCUCUUUCGACUUUUACAAGUUUAUCAAACAGCCACUAACUAUUUUACGAUUUCUCAGCUGGGUGUUUGCCAUUGUGGUUUUUGCUACCAUUACGGCAGAGGGAUAUGUAAAUCCAAAAGAUUCAUCGCAGGUGGUCUGCAUAUUUAACCAAAAUGACUCAUCCUGCAAUUAUGGAGUGGGCAUCGGUAUCAUUGCCUUCUUCGCCAGUAUCGCCUUCCUUUUAGCUGAUGCUUAUCUUCCCCUGAUGAGCAGUGCACAGGACAGGAAGCGUCUUGUAAUUGCUGACAUGGGAUUCUCAGGUGCCUGGACAUUUCUGUGGUUUGUGUGUUUUUGCCACUUGGCUAAUCAGUGGGCAAACACCACAGAGCGAGGGCACAUUGCUGUUGAUGCAGCUCAAGCUAUCAUUGCCUUUUCAUUCUUCUCUUUCGUUGCUUGGGGUGUGAUCACCUUUUUUGCCGUAAUGAGAUUUCGCCAAGGCCUUGGACAGCUUGGACAAGGUUUUGCAGAAUCUGCUCCAGAUCACACCUCACCUUACCAGGCAUCAACGAUCCCUCACAAUUCCUCACCAUACCCACCUACUACUUACCCGUCAGACCUGUACCAGCAACCCCCCUUCACUGGAAAACCCGAUUCGAUUGGCAGUAACUACCAGCCACCAAACUACUGACAAGGGCCCUUCUCGAGAGAAGGCAAAAAGGGAUGAUCAUGACAUGCAGCAUGGAAGGAGCCUGUACAAGCAGUGAAAGCUCUUGUGUAUUGAUGGGCUCAGGCAUUCCUUGAACUUGGCUGGUUCUCUCAGUCACCAUGAAGUUAUUCUUUGUGCUUGCUUUCAGCGAAGCACAGCUUUUCUGUGUUCUGAAAUUGUUUGUAUGUUUGUGUUACCCAGAGCUGAUUGUCACUGAUUGCACAAAUGGUGCCUAAAUAUAAUGCAAGUCAUUGUGAUACUGCUGACAGAGUAAGCUGUUACUGCGCUUAAACUUUGACUGCUCUGUAGUGAGUGAAUGUUUUACUUCAGCAAUGCCACGUUAUAACACUGUAAAUUGCAUCGUGACCCUGAAUGAUAUGGCACAUAAGAGUUAUAAAGCUUACUUGCAUUUAGAUUUAGCUGUGCUUUCCAGUGAAGCAGUACUUAGUCAGCUGACCAUAAUUCCUUAGGAAUGUCCAUUGUGUGCUCUUAUGACCCAAAAUACAGGGUAUCCAAGUGUCUCCAUACAUAGAGGAAAUGAAUACUUCAGUUUACAAAAAAUCUUUACAUGAAACAGUCAUCUCUCUCUCUCUAGUGGUAACACAUCUAAUGUUAAUCACAUUUAAAACAUGUUCCUUUCCUAUUGUCUCUUUGCUAUAUAUUUUCCUUGUACUACUAUGGCCUUUACAUUCUUAAAGGCUAUAUAACUAAACAGAGUAUGAAAGAUUUUAGAAAACAUUAUGCUUAAAACUAAAGUGUUAAUUUACUCUGUAUGGAGACUUGAGACACCCUGUAUAGCCAUAGCCUGCAGUGUAAAAAUGAAGCUCUGAUUUCAUUCACAUGUGCCUUUGAAGAGUUAGUUUUUGUCCUGUAAUUUAUACAAGACUACUGAAAAAAAAAAAUAGAUUUUAUAUCUGAACUGUAAGUGCCUUGAAUCCAGUUUGAUUUAAUUGGUGUAAAAACACUUUUCCAACAGAAAACCCAGAAGUAUUGCACCAAUUGGAAAUUAUCAAUUAAAAAGAAAAGCGUUUUAAUACAAGCCAAACCAAUCGUGCCAAAGUUUCAGGUUCUUGUCUUUUUUCAUUUAUUGCAGCAAACAUACAGCACCAAUCUUUUGACUGUUGACUCUAAGUAGUUUUUUUUUAUUAGACAACUUUUCAAUCUGUUAGAGAUUGUUUUCCUCUGGAAGUGUAGUGUAGUGUACACUUUAAGAACCUUUAUUACUAAUCAUUUAACCCUAAUUUCACCUCAGUUGAACAUGUGCCUAAUGAUUUGCACUACUUGAUUUGAUGCAUUUUUUCUGGGAUGUGGGUAAUUCUUAAAGCACUGGCCAUUAUUUUAUUAAUCAGAUUUUCUAUGUUAACAUUUUUAUUUUUAAAACACUGGUUUUAAGUGUUUAAAAUGUUUAAGAGAAUAUGGGAUAUCCUUUGUUUGGAUGUAAAGCACAAACCACCAAUUUACAAGAAAUGUACAUUUACCAGGGAACAAAAAAUAAAGGGUUUUUUUUUUU
Clarias gariepinus (North African catfish) is the source of this 2431-nucleotide messenger RNA. It is a transcript of the gene syngr2b, whose product is annotated as synaptogyrin 2b. The transcript is spliced from 4 exons. Gene Ontology annotation, cellular component: neuromuscular junction; synaptic vesicle membrane. NCBI's taxonomy places the organism in Eukaryota, Metazoa, Chordata, Actinopteri, Siluriformes, Clariidae. The coding region runs from base 190 to 903 and encodes 237 amino acids. The record is from RefSeq and is a predicted model, not a curated record.